This is a messenger RNA of Macrobrachium nipponense, 7401 nucleotides long. RefSeq names its product WASH complex subunit 1-like. Gene Ontology annotation, biological process: Arp2/3 complex-mediated actin nucleation; endocytic recycling; retrograde transport, endosome to Golgi. Lineage: Eukaryota; Metazoa; Arthropoda; Malacostraca; Decapoda; Palaemonidae. The record is from RefSeq and is a predicted model, not a curated record. The transcript is spliced from 11 exons. Gene Ontology annotation, molecular function: actin binding; gamma-tubulin binding; alpha-tubulin binding. The coding region runs from base 123 to 1634 and encodes 503 amino acids. Gene Ontology annotation, cellular component: recycling endosome; early endosome; WASH complex.
AGAAAAUGAAGGGAGAGCUUCAUUCAUCCAACAAUGAACAUGACCAGUCAGCUGUUCGGGAGACCAACGUGACUGGAGGCGUUGACAGAUAGACAAGCAGACCGAAACUUUGGUCUCGAAUAAUGGUGCACAGGCAGCAUGAAAUUCCUGUCUUACCGGCGGAUCAAAACAGGGUGGCAACAGUUAAUAAUUGUGUUGAUGUUUUGUUACAUCUGGAAAAAGUGAUAGAUAGCGUAUUUAAUUCCACCAUCACUCGACUUAAUGAAACAUCAAAGACCUUAGAAGAUCUGAAACAGCGGGCAGCAAAUGCACAGGCAAAAGUGGAAAAAUUGACAGGUGUUACUAAAGCUACUCAAGUAUUUUCAUGUGCCCAGUUUCCUGGUGGGGAAAAGUAUGAGCCAUAUGUUCCUCUACAGAGCAACACUACACCCAUACCUUUUACUGCAACACCUGUGAAGCUGAAAGAUGGCAUUUCCAUUAGUCCAGCAGCACUUCAAGAAAAGUUGCAGUUUUAUCAUGUACGUGAACGCCAAGGAGCUGCUAACAAAGGACGAGGGCUAGAGGAAGCAAGCCAGGCAGAUGGUCUAGGAAGAUUACCUCCUCAUCUUUCAUCUGUCUCUUCCUUGCUGCUAUAUAACACAACUCAUAACCCCUAUAAGAAGUAUAUGGUGUUGGAUCCCCUUGGUGUAGUAUCUGGAACUCGUGGUGAGGAAGCAAGAAGUAGGUCAGACACUGCUAAUUCUGGCCCCACUUUGCAUGAUGCUCCUACAACUCUUCAGGAGGGUGACCAUCUUGGGAUAGUCAAAAAGGAUGAAUACCAGUAUCUGCCAGAUUUAUCAGAUUUACCAGAUUUGGAUCUCCCAAUGGAACUUCCAUCUCUGCCAGGAAUUGCUAAUGAUCUCCUUUAUAGUGCUGAUAUUGGGCCAACCAUUGCUCCAUCCUUUGGAAUGCCAGACCUUCCAACAUUUUCAUUGGAUUCCUCUGAUGCAGCAUCAGCCGAAUCACCUUCACAAGAAUCUGUUCCACCACCCCCUCCUCCAGCAAAUAUGACUGUUCCUCCAUCUUCAGGCAUAUCAAAUAUCCCUCCUCCUCCUCCUCCUCUAGCCCUUAAUAAUUCAAGUGUUACAGCAGUACCUCCACCACCGCCACCACCUCCCCCUCCUCCCCUUGGCGAUGCACCCCCUCCUCCUCCAACACCUCCUCCCCCACCUCCUGCUCCCCUUCCAGCACAAUCAACUGAAGAUUGUGGAGAAAAGCAGGAUGCUCCAAAGGGUCUACCUGCUGCAGUAACAUCAGAUGCACGUAGCGAUUUAAUGAAAGCAAUUCAGGCAGCCGGAGGGGCAGGCAAAGCCAAGCUUAAGAGUAGUAAGGAUCGUAAGAAAGAUUCCAAGAAAGAGACUGCAUCUGCACCUCCUGCUGGUGAUUUGAUGAGUGAUUUGUUCAACAGACUUUCACAAAGACGCAAAGGCAUAUCUGGUGUACAGAAGGAUAGUAAAGAUGCUGUUGACUCAAAGCUACCCGAAAAUAGUGGAGGUAUGACAACAAUGGAGAAAAUGUCCGCCUUGAUACCUCCACCACCUGUUGCAACUGAUGCUUCAGAAAAAGAUCAUGGCAGUGAUGAUGACUGGGAUUAAUGUGAACUUGCCAGUGUUGGUUUUAAGUAUCAGAUAUUUUGAAUUUUGAUGUGAUAGACAUUACUUGUCCUUACAUAUUUUUAUGUCUGUCGGUGCAAAGAUCAUUUUUAAUAGCAAGGAAUAUGUAAAAAGACAGUUGUCUUUGGAUAAAAAUGAACUUUUGAUUGAAACUAGUUAGUACAUGGUUACUUUCAAUAGUUCAGAAAUUUUAACUGGAACAUUUACAUUUUAUUGUAUUAACUAACCUUCAGUGACAAUUAUGCAGUAUGAGAAAUUUUACAUGAAACUAAAACAUGAAAAUUUUGUUUGUUCUUACGGUAUUUUUCAGUGUGAGCUGGAAACUUCAUGAAACUUGGUAAAGAGGUAGUUAACCAGAUGUAUCAAAAGAGCAAGUUGGCAUUUUUCUUGCAUCUGCUGUGAGAGACAGACAUGCUGCUGUGCUUCUCUUGUUGACUGGUUGAAAGGGUUGGACUACAACAGUAUUGUAGAAUUUUUCCAGUCUUGUGUUUAAACUCGUCUUUUAUUUUCAACUUAAGGGAUGUGAUCACAUACUGCGCUUCUUGCAGGGGGUAGGGCUUGCUCAAGGGCUUUCCCCUGCUAGAUAAGUGUACAUAUUAUGAAAUUAGCCUUGGUUUACUUUGGGAAGAGGCUAGGAACAAGAAGCAUUUGUUGGCUUCCUCAGGGAGGAAUACUCCCCCAGUGACACCAUCAAACCCAUUAGCUCCUUAACCCUCAUCUUCCAUUCCUCAUCACUCUUUUAGUGUUUUGCCUUCAAAGCACUGUUCCCCACUCCAGGGGUACCAGGAGGUUGCUGUCACCAAAUGACUAGCUCAGUUAGAAUGCAGCCUUCUCCCUCCUUAUCACACUGAAAGUGCAUGGGCUCACACUGAGAUAAGGCUGCAUGUUCUGGUCAUGAUCACAGGAAGGCAGGUGUGCUGUAGUAACACCCUUCUUGCUGACCUCCCAGGGUUGCACAGGGAUGGGUACGUGCAACCUGCUCACUCAGCUUUCAACUGUACCUCAAAUCACUCUCAUGUUAGUAGCUGGGUGGGGUCUUGAACUCAGCGUUCUUCAAAAGGCUCACAGAGGGAUCUUGCUCUGUCUGUGAUUGCUAGUAAUCCUUUUCAAGGGAAAGGUCCCCAGUAGCUUCUUUAGCCUCUUAUUCACACAGUUCACUUCAUGCACAGAGUAGAGCAGGAGCAGCAGUACGAGGGACUGUUCUUCCUCUUUGCUUUUAUUCUUGGUUGCAACUAGGUACGAGAGCAGAUGGGCAGCCCAAUCAAAAGCAGAAAGUGAUUCCGAGACUCGGGUGGGUCCAGUGUAUUCUCCCAUGUAACAGUCAUAUCUGGUUUCAGGACUGGGAAUACCCUAAGGAGCAGAGUUCUGGCAUGCCUCACUUGGCUGUAGAAAAGGUGACAUCAAGGUGCUUCACAUUGUCUACAACAGAGAUGGCUGCAUUACAUACAUUUAAAACAAGUCUUGUGGCUCGACUUAUGGUUGAACUUACCCAUAGUCUAUGCUGCUUCAGGAAUCUCGUUUAGGGACGAGAGGGCGGUGUAUUUGAGGUUGCUGGUGUUAGAAGGCAGAGGUCUUCCUGGUACACCAGAGUGCCAACCAGUGGACAAACUAGGUUCUGUAUAGUAGGGAUAUAAUUGUCUUUUCUCUCACCAAGUCUCGCAAGAGUAGCCUCGUUCUGGAAUAGUUCAGUGUUGGGCAUCCCUUUACUCUUUAGAUUGGAACAAUGGUAAAGUCCCAAAACACCCUUAUUACUCAUACUGUCUAUAAGCCUUCUGCAUCUAAAGCAGCUUUAGCCAAGUCUUUGGGUUUUCCAAAGCCAUCCACACUUGGGUUAGUGAGGAAGACCCCCAGCCAUCUAAGAAGUGCAGAGAAUCUUCUGUGCCAGAGAAUGUUGGUAAGGGGAAGAAGGAAGGUCAGAGGGUGGCAGUUGCCAUCUGCUGCCAUGAAUAGGGACAAGUCUCACCAUUGGGUCAUGUGGUAAAGAGCAGGGAGCAGAGCCCUGGAUAUCUGUCCUUCAGGACGAGUACUGGAUUCCAUUCAAGGACAUUUGUCCUCCUUCUUCAGUAUAGUAUAGAAUAUAGGCCAGAGGACAAGCACUGUGACCUGAGGUUAUUUAGUGCUGAAACGGAAAUUUAAUGUAAAAAGAAAAGGCGAAAUAGCAGGAAAACCUUGCAGUUGCACUUAAUUGUCAAAAGAAGGUGAAAAGUAGGAUGGAAGGAAAGAUUAUUUGAAGAGGUACAGCUAAUGGAACAAAAGGGGUUGUUGCUGGGAGCUGAAGGCAUGCUGCACAGGAUCUCAAGUAAUGCCUGCCUAGCAUUGCACAAGGUGCAUUGACGGUACCACCCGUCUGUGGUGUUCCCCCUUUUUAUAUACAGUGGGGCAUCGCUUAAUCGCAUAUCAGUAAUCACGGAAUCAGUCAUUCACGGGAUUUUUCUUGGACUGCUUCUCAUGCUAUAUCGCUGGUAUGAAUCGCAGCAUCGCGGGACAAACGUGUUACGUAUGCAAUGUUUAUCGGUAGGCCAAGCCUCGGCCACGGUCUGAUAAUCACCAACAUACAUGAAACUACUCACAUUAUGAUAUUAACUGACAAUAAUGGUAAUAAAACUAUUCUCACCUUAUAUAUUAUUGGCAUAUCUUCAUAAUAAAUAGCCUAUGUAAGGGUUAUGUAUGAAGUUCAUUGGUAGGCUAAACCUAGUUGCAGUGCAAUAACCAUAUCUCUGAGUUAAGUUGCAUUUGGUAACUAAAAACAGUGAUGAUAUUGGUAAAAUGACGUCAGUUGAUUAUUUUAAGAAUGUAAACAAAACAAGAAUGCAAAUGGUAGAUCGCUUGUUCAUAUCAUAAUACAGGCAGUCCCCGGGUUACGUUAAGGCGCUUCUCAGUUAUAUUCAUCAGACAUUUCCAGGGUUAUGACGCCUACAACCUACAACACUCAUCUGGCAUAUGAAACAUGACACCAAAAAUGCAAAAUAAUCAAUAAUUGAAGGUUUUUUUUAUGAAAAAUGCAAUAAGAAUGCAGUUCACAUAAUUUUCAAUGCACCCAAAGCAUUAAAAGUAAGGUUUUCUUAGGAUUUUUUAUGAUGUUCCGGCUUACAACGAUUUUCGGCUUACGACGCGUAUCAAGAACGGAACCCCCGUUGUAACCCAGGGACUGCCUGUACUAUAAUAUGCACUAAUAAUACAUGCAGUAUGAUUAGACACAGUAAAACAACAGUUUUAUUAAAAUGAUCAUUAUUCUCAGUACACAUAUGAUAUUCAACUUUUGUUAAUGGAUACCUGUUAAUGUUACAACCUAAUCAGGCAACAGUCUGUCUCUCUCUCUCUCUCUCUCUGAAACAGCUGAUUGCUGACGUCAUCUGCCAUAACUUUCGAACGUUUAUCGGGUUGUUGUUUGAGUUGUCACUGCCGAUAUUCAAUGGUGGCUUUCAAAGGUAAAAAUAAAACACAAUAAAACUCAUUCUUCAUGUAAUGGAGAUCUGAAGAAAGAAUUCUCUCUAUCUCUGCGACGAAGCGAAACAAAAUUCUCUCUCUCUCUCAUCGGUAAACGAAAUACGUAAAACCAUUCUUUACUUUAUAUAUUAUCGUCGUAUCUUCAUAAUAAAAAGGCUAUUCGUGGAAUAAUUUCAUAUCAGCGAUAAUCAACUUUUAUCUAUAUGAAGCCAGCCAGCUGACAAAAUGUACGUGCGCAAUAUGAACAAGAUAUUAACAUCAAAUUAUGGUAGCGUUCACAGCAAGAUUAUCUUUCGAGAUUGUAAUGGAGUAUAGUACAAGGCAUGGUAGUAAUAAUGUUUGGAAAUGACACCUCACGCGGUUGCCGCAAUAUUGGAUUUCAAAACUGCAUUGAAGACAUUUUACGAAGACCUCACAUGCUUAUUUUAGUUCGUAUGGCACUUUCAUAUAUCGCAUUAUGUUGACAAAACUUCAAUCUUUUGAAUGGUAUGCUUAAAGAUGUAAUUAUAUUCUUGUUUCACCAAUUAAAUAUGAGUGAAUAAGGCUGACCCACGCGAUGACGAUGGCUCCACUGCGGUGUUUCCCCCUAAUAGGCUACUUAUGUACAGUAGUACGUAUACUGCAUAUAUUUUUAAGGAUAAUGUUGUAAAAUAACAUUGAAACUCUUGAAAUUAGUUUUAGAUGAUAGUUGACGAUAUUUGGUGUUAGAACUAAAUUAGGCAGUUAUAAAUAUUGGAAUAGUGGUUUUGGGUGGGUUAACUAUUAAAAGUAGGCAGUUUUAAACAAUUAUUGAGGGGGGCUACCAGGAUAAAAUGGGUAUUUACUUAUCACAGGGGUUCUGGGCCUUAUCCCCCCCCCAAUUAUAGAGGCCUUACUGUACAUAAUUCGCCCGGCAUUCAAUUAUUGUUUGUAUGGUGUUUUAAUGUUGCAUGGACCAGUGGUUAUUCAAUAAAGGGGACCAACAGGAUUACGAGACUUCCAAACCAAUAGAAUGGCAGAAUAGAACUUGCGACCACGGAGGUGGGAUGCCAACACCAUACCAACCACGCCACUGAGGCGCUUAUGUAAUUAUAGAUACCCAUACAUCUAGUUAAUCAUGGUGGCCUUGAAUACACCAAAUUUACCGGACAGAGAUGUAGUCUUGGCUUACAAGGUGUCCAGAAGUAUCCUUCUAUAGCUGUGGUAUAAUCAGAUAGGCCAAUACCUCUUCCGAGGUUAGCUUCCUUUCCAUUUCAGGGCUUACAAAGUUGUGCGAGCUCUCCUUGCUUUUUGGUCCUCCAGGAAAUGAGGGCAUGAGAAGUUCUGUAGUUAUUAAAUUCUUUGUGGAUUAAAGUAAUACCAGUAGAUAUUUCAACUCUUAAAUCCAAGCCUUGUUGAAAUUCAGUAUAGGGACAGGAUUUCCUAUCCCUUGAAUCAGUAUAGAUGCUACAGACUAAGAUUGGUUCUCCCGUUUGUAUGGUGCUUUAUUUUUUUUUUUUUUACAUUGCAUGGAACCAGUGGGUUAUUCAGCAACGGCACCAAAGGAUUUACGCGAUUUCGGAACUAUGUCGAGAGUGAACUAUCACCAGAAAUAGAAAUCUCUCAGUGGAAUGGCCAAUAACCGAACCCGCGACCAGAGGUGGGAAGCUAUUAUCAUUCCAAAUACGCGACUGUGGCGCUUGGUUGGUUUUCCUUUGCAGGGAUUAUGCAUGCCUGUUUGAAAAGCAACCAGAUCAUCUUAUUUCUGCUGUGGCUUUCAAGAAAAGUGAAGGUGAUGGCUGUUGUGAAAAUUAAUAGUUUCAAGUUACUACCAGUUUUCAGUUCAUACUGAAGGGCAAGCUCAUAAAAAGGCCUAGCUUGCAUCUGUAGGAUAAGUACUACUGUAUGAAAAAGAAAUUAUCAGGGAAAAAUAUUCAGUUCCACCCUAGGUUCUCUUCAAUGGUACAGAUAUAUUUCUGCAGGUUACUAUAAAGUUUAAUUUUUAAUUAUUUUUUAGAUGAAAUGAAUUUCUGGUUAAAGGAAUAUACAAUAAAAUAUGCAUUUUGCAGUUAUCAGAUUUACAACAAAGUGGCAUAUAAAGGGUAAAUAAAUGUAUGGUUAUAGGAAUAUCCAAUAAUAUAUUUAAAACUAGUCAGAUACAAAUGAUGUUGGUUUGAGGAGAAAAAAAAAAAAAACCCUGUACAAAUAUCAACAAAAUAGGAAACUAAACCUAAGCCAUUCUUCUAAUGCACUCGAUUUCCACCUGCAGACAAAUGUUCACACUGGCCUCCUUAAAUCACUACCAAUCUGUAAUAAACAAUAAAACUAAUGAGACACCUUUACA